Stegodyphus dumicola is the source of this 522-nucleotide messenger RNA. RefSeq lists its product as uncharacterized. Lineage: Eukaryota; Metazoa; Arthropoda; Arachnida; Araneae; Eresidae. The record is from RefSeq and is a predicted model, not a curated record.
AUGUGUUACGUAUCCAUUUUUGUGUGUUUCUCAACAAAAGCUGUACACUUGGAGUUAGUCAGUGAUCUAUCAACUUCAACGUUUUUAGCAGCUCUAAAAAGAUUUAUCACCCGACGAGGCAAACCAUCUAAAAUUUCGAGUGACUGUGCUACUAACUUCAAAGGUGCUAGUAAGGAACUGAAGGAGAUUUUAAAAAAUGCAGCUCGCAUUGAGAAAAGCAGUGGAUUAUGUGACUACAUUACCUCAGAAGGUAUAACUUGGUUAUUUAAUCCUCCGACAUCUCCUCACUACGGUGGCUUGUGGGAAUCUAAUGUGAAAUCCAUGAAAUUUCAUCUUAAACUCGUAUUAGGAACCACACUUCUAACUUACGAGGAAUUUUUAACAGUGCUUACACAAGUGGAAGCGUGUAUGAAUUCCCGUCCUCUUUGUGCGAUGUCUAGUGAUCCAAACGACUUUAGUGCAUUGACUCCAGGUCAUUUUUCUGAAGUAGUUUCGUGCGUCUCCAAAUCUAAAAUGUGGUGA